Messenger RNA from Strongyloides ratti, 1023 nucleotides. Its product is annotated as 3-ketodihydrosphingosine reductase. Lineage: Eukaryota; Metazoa; Nematoda; Chromadorea; Rhabditida; Strongyloididae. Gene Ontology annotation, cellular component: endoplasmic reticulum membrane. The record is from RefSeq and is a predicted model, not a curated record. The transcript is spliced from 2 exons. Bases 1 to 1023 code for a protein of 340 amino acids. Gene Ontology annotation, molecular function: 3-dehydrosphinganine reductase activity. Gene Ontology annotation, biological process: sphingolipid biosynthetic process.
AUGAUACCUCAUUUUAUUCUUGAUCUUACAAUGGCAAUUGCCAUAAUUUUUGGAUUAGGAGGUAUUUUUUUCUUUGUUUUAACUUUUUCACUAUCAAAAAAGACAUAUAUGGAUUUUAAAAAAAAACAUGUAUUGAUAACAGGUGGAUCUAAGGGAAUAGGUAAACAAAUUGCAAUAGCAUCAUUAAAAAAAGGAGCAAAUGUUUCAAUAAUUGCAAGAGAUGAAACUUCACUUAAAAAUACAUGUGAUGAGUUAAAUAAACUUUCUUCAGAAUUAGAUAAUGGUACAAAAGCUUACUGGUAUUCUGUUGAUAUGAGUAGUGAUUUUGAAAUAAUUAAGAAUGUUAUAAAAAAUGCUGAAGAUAAAGGUGGUCCUGUUGAUAUUCUUAUUAAUAAUGCUGGUGUAUCAACACAACAGGCAUUUGAAGAAUUACCAAUUGAGGCAUUUGACAAACAAAUGAAAGUUAACUAUCUUAGUGGUGUAUACACAACACGAGCUGUUAUUGAAAAAAUGAAAAAAAGAAAUAGUGGGCAUAUUGUAUUUGUUAGUUCUGCUGCUGGCCAAUGUGCCAUUUGGGGUUACACAGCCUAUUCAGCCUCAAAAUUUGCCAUUCGUGGAUUUGCUGAUGCAUUGAGUAUGGAAGUAUUACCUUAUGGUAUUGGUGUUACAGUUCUUUAUCCACCAAAUACGAAUACUGAGGGAUUUGCUGAGGAAUUAAAAACAAUGCCAGAGGAAGUUAAACUUAUAAGUGAUUCAGCUGGAAUUUUUGAACCAUCAUAUGUUGCAGAAAAAUUAAUUAAAGGAAUUGAAAAUGGUGAUUGUAAUGUUAAUAUAGGUUUAGAUGGUUGGAUGUUAGGUCAUCUAUCAGCUGGUGCUUCUCCUGAAAAAAGUAUACUAGCAGCAACAACUCAAAUAUUUUUAAAUGGUCUAUUUCGUGGAAUUUUCCUUCUUUAUAUGGGUCAUUUUAAUAGGAUUGUUAGGCGUUGUAAAAGAAAAAGAGAAACAACAGAAGAGGACUGUUAA